Messenger RNA from Sander lucioperca (pikeperch), 1002 nucleotides. RefSeq names its product HLA class II histocompatibility antigen, DQ beta 1 chain-like. Gene Ontology annotation, biological process: antigen processing and presentation of exogenous peptide antigen via MHC class II; immunoglobulin production involved in immunoglobulin-mediated immune response; positive regulation of T cell activation. Gene Ontology annotation, molecular function: MHC class II protein complex binding. Lineage: Eukaryota; Metazoa; Chordata; Actinopteri; Perciformes; Percidae. The coding region runs from base 173 to 931 and encodes 252 amino acids. The transcript has 4 exons. The record is from RefSeq and is a predicted model, not a curated record. Gene Ontology annotation, cellular component: membrane; MHC class II protein complex.
ACCGUUGCAAAUGAGUGAUUUAUAAACAGCUUUUUAUAAGAAAAGGUUGGACUAAACUACAUGUUUAAGGAUCACUUUGAGUGAUCUCAGCAGUCAAAAGGGAAGAAUCAUUUGCAAACUGCCCAGAAGUGGUUGAGACUCCACAGCAGUGUGGUCUAGUUGUGGAUUCAACAUGACAUGCUUCACGUGCCUGAUCUUUCUGUGUCUUUUCUCUCAGUCUGUGGAUUGUGAUGCUGAUGGAAAUGGAUACUUCAUGUACGCCGACUUCUGGUGUGCCGUGUACUCCAGAGACCGGGAGCAGGUGGAAUAUCUGGUCGACUGGUAUUUUAACGAAGAGUUUAUGAUGCAGUACAACAGCACGGUCGGCAGCUGGGUGGGCUUCACUCCAGCUGGAUUAGUAUCUGCGUCUAUGUUAAAUGAAGACAAGCAUGAUCUUCUGCAGAGGAGAGUGGAGAAGCAAAUGAUAUGUGUCAACAAUGUCGAUUUGAUAUUUAACACAACUGAGGAGAACAUGGCUGAACCCAGCGUCACUCUUGUGGAGACCACCAGCUCCAGCCACGACACCAUGCUGGUGUGCAGCGCAUACGACUUCUACCCCAAAUACAUCAGGGUGACGUGGUACCGGAACGGACAGGAAGUGACCUCGGGCGUGACCUUUAGCGAGGUGAUGACAAACGGAGACUGGACCUAUCAGGUCCACUAUUACCUGGAGUACACACCUGGCCAGCAGGACAAUGUCAGCUGUAUGGUGGAGCAUGUCAGCCUCAGGAAACCCAAGGUGUAUGACUGGGAUUCCUCCAUGCAUCGGACUGAGAGAAGCUACCUGAUUGGUGGAGCGUCUGCCCUGCUGUUGGGAGCAGUGUUACUGUCCGCGGGACUGGUCCACUACAGGAGGAAAAGCUCUGAUCCACGAUUUUCAAACGCUCUAUGAUCCAAUAAUAAUUACCCUGUUAAAUCAGUCAUUAGCAUAUUUUCAACUUGGACCUCAUUUUCCUCUCCUUU